UGGCGAACUGAUUAAACAAAUCCUAAACCCAGUUGUAGUUGCUGAUUUUUCACGCCAUUGUUAACACAAUUUCUGCAAGAUUCCCUUAAUUUUUGCUUCAAUUGCAAGUUCCCCCUUUUCAGAUCUUGCAUUUUUAGUUAGGGUUUCAAAGCAGAGUGGACUUCAUUCCUAAAACAGAAGAAGUAGUGUUGAUUAAAUAACAGUGGGAGCCCAAGAAUUUGCACUUCAUGGUUGCGCAGUGAUGUUGAGGACUACCAAAUGGAAGCUUGAGAAACCUAAAGUAAAAGUUGUUUUUCGGCUGCAAUUUCAUGCCACUAAUAUUCCGCAGAGUGGAUGGGAAAAGUUAUAUAUUUCUUUCAUACCUACCGAGUCUGGAAAGAUCAUUGCAAAGACUAGCAAAGCAAAUGUGAGAAAUGGGACAUGCAAAUGGCCAGAUCCUAUCUAUGAAACUACAAGACUUCUAGUGGAUUCUAGAAACAAACGAUACGAUGAUAACCUCUAUAAACUCGUUGUGGGGAUGGGUACUUCACGGUCUAGCAUCCUUGGUGAGGCUAUCAUCAACCUUGCUGAUUAUGCGGAUGCAUCAAACCCUUCUGUUAUCGCUUUACCUCUUCAUGGAUCUGAUAAUGGAACCAUUUUGCAUGUUACAGUUCAGUUACUGACGGCAAAAACUGGAUUCAGAGAAUUUGAACAGCAGUUUGAUAAGGGGUUGCAGAACAGCAGCAUUCUAAACCGAGAAGUGGAACCUAGUAUUGCAACGUCAUCAUCUUCCGAGUCGCAGAUCUCUGAUGAUCACGGAAAUAAGGUUAAUACAAAAACCCAUUUUGGAUCAGAAUCUAAAGAGCUUAUUUCAGCUGUGAGAGAAAUAGGCACACAUGAAGAAUCUUUAGAUUCAUCGGUCAGAUGUGAUGGCUCAUCCAACACCUCAGAAACUUAUUAUGCUGACAAGAUUGAUCCAUCAAGCAUUCAUGAACCUAAUAGCCUUAGGAGCAUGGCAUCUGGGGAUUUAAACGAGCCACCCCAUGGUCAAGGCCUGCCAAUAGAAAAAGCAGAAAGGUCUGAUCUUCAAGAGUGGAGUUCAGAUUAUUCGAUGAAUAAUGAUUUGGCAAUUGCUCAUGAAGAGAAUCAUAGACUCAGAGGAAUCUUGGAAAUGGCUGAGUCUUCCAUUUUUGAGCUUAAAAUGGAACUAAGUGCUUUGCAUAGUUAUGCUAAUGAGAUGGGUAUAGAAACACAAAAGAUUGCACAGCAUUUAACGGCUGAGAUUUCUUCGGGCCAAAAACUAGGAAGAGAUAUUAUGGUGCUCAGAUCCGAGUGUUCGAAGUUCAAUGAUGAACUAGAACAGUUGAAAGAAAUCAAAUCUAGCUCAGAAUUUAUAGGGAGGACGCAGGAUCGAGCUGACUGCCAUCAACUCAAAUGUGUAAAUGGGCUUUUACUUGUGGAGGAUCGAAUAAGGGAGCUCCAAGGGAAAAUUCAUAUCGGUUUCCACGAGUCCGAUUUGAGCUUCAUACACUCGGAUUUGGAGGUUCUCCUCAGUAUUGUUCAGGAUCUUGAAAAGGGAACCUUUGAAGCAUUGCCCCUGCAACAUGAGAUUCAAGAAUUUCGAUCUACAAGAGCUUUUGAUUUGGUAGAAGGUAAAAUUUUGAUACUUUCAAGCCAGCUAGAUGAAGCAAAAGCCGAGAGGGAAAAUCUUGUUAGAAAGAUGGAUGAAAUGGAGUGUUACUAUGAAGCACUUGUGCAAGAGCUCGAGGAAAACCAGAAACAGAUUCUAGGACAGUUUCAAAGCCUUAGAUACGAGCAUUCGACAUGUGCCUACACUAUUUCGACCUGCAAAGCGGAGACUGAGUCGUUGCGCCAUGAUAUGAAUGAUCAAGUUAUAAGAUUUACCAAAGAAAGGCAUGCUUUGGGUUGUGUUAAUGAGGAGCUCGAGAAAAGGGUUAUGACUGCAGAAUCACUUGUGCAAGAACUUCAAGAAAAUCAGGAACAGAUUCUUGGAGAGUUUCAGAGCCUUAGAAACGAGCACUCGACAUGUGCCGACACUAUUAAGACUUGCAAAGCCGAGACUGAAUCAGUACGACAUGAUAUAAACGAUCGAAUCUCGAAAUUUGCCAAAGAAAGACAUGAUUUGUAUUGUGUCAACGAGGAGCUUGAGAAAAGGGUUACAACUGCAGAAGCACUUGUGCAAGAACUUCAAGAAAACCAGGAACAGAUUUUAGGAGAGUUUCAGAGCUUGAAAAACGAGCAUUUGACAUGUGCUGAGACUAUUUCAACCUGCAAAGCCGAGAAUGAAUUGAUACGCCAUGAUAUGAACGACCAGAUCUUAGAAUUCGCCAAAGAAAGACAUACUUUGAGUUGUGUCAAUGAGGAGCUCGAGAAAAGGGUUGCAACGGCAGAAUCAGCACUGAAAAGGGCUCGUUUGAAUUACUCAAUUGCAGUGACUCAAUUGCAAAAAGAUCUCGACACGCUAUCCUUCCAGGUUUUGUCUAUGUUUGAAACCAAUCAGACCCUCAUUAAAGAUACUUUUUCAGAAUCUUCGAAACCAUUCUCUCAAAGGUACCCAAAUAUGAUCGAAAACUUUCAGAAAUCUGAUGAUACUUUAGUCCUUUGUGAAAAACAGCUUCUGGGCAGUGAGGUCCACUCGAAUGAUGAACUUUGUGAAAUUCCUUGUACAAACUUAUACUUGGAUGUGUACUCUGGGACUCUAGAGGAAACAUUAUUUGAAGCAAGUAAAAAGGCCAACGAAAUGAAGGAGCAAAUAAAACAAUAUGCACAGAAGUUAGAACUUUCUAACCAAUCGAGGGAUAUUUUAUUUGGGAGGCUGCAGACGGCUGAUGAGCAGAUUGCUCAGAUUAAUGAUGCGCAACUGCAAAAUCAGAAAUUGGAAGCGAGUUUGGAAAGUGUUUUGAGGGAAAACUUUCUUCUAAUGGAGAAGAUUACUGAAUGUGAAGCACUCCUAAUGGAUUACAGAGUCUAUAAGAGUAAAUACGAGGUUGUUUCGGCUGAAAAACUUGAGCUGGAAAAUCUCUUGGAAGUACAAGGUUUGGAUAGCGGAAAUCUUCGAAAAGACUUGUCGAUUACGAAGGAAGAACUAGAAACUCUAAAAGCUCGAUUUCUUGAGUUGGAAAAGUCAAAGGAAAGUAUGCAGAAACUUCUUGAUUUUCUACAAGAGAAGUUCGGGAAUCUGUUGGCAUCUUGUGACAAACAAUUGGGUGAGCACUUUUCAUUUAAUUAUUCUUCGUUUCAAGAUACGGGCAUCCGAGAUAUCACUUGUGUGAUCACGAAAUUGGAAGAGCUCCAUAACUACACCGGUGAAAAGAUUGAAGAUCUGAAGAAAGAAAGAGACAUUGCGAGAUCAGAAAUUGAUGGUAUGAGAACGAAAUUUACGCACGAUAUGCGUAAUAUGGCCGCCAAAGUAGACUCGUCGAAUACCAUUGUAGAGAAGCUUCAAUUGCAACUCGAAUCUGUUGCUAAGAAAUUUAAAAAUAGCUUGGAAAUGAAGGAAAGUUACAUGCAGCAUACCGAUGGGCUUUUGACGUACCUUUCUUCUUUAGAACUUGAGCUGCAUAAGCUUUCUUCUAAAGACGGAAACUUUGUUCUAGAAAUCUUGGGCUCAGAUUCUAUGGCUGAUGAAUUCGAAAGUUGCAAGUCGCCCAUUUGUGAGCUCAAUCAAGAAAAACAAGAUUUCUUGAUGCCAAUAGAGAACAAAGAGGAAACUACCAUACGUGAAGAAUUGGAAAUGGAGAACAUACGAGUGGUACUCAAAGCUAUGUUAGAUGAGCAUUAUGAUCAAUAUGUCGUGCUACGGGAAAAAUGUAGUGAACUUACGGACGAGCUCUCUGAACAGGUUUUAAAAACCGAAGAAUUCAAGAACCUGGUUAAGCUCAAAGACUCUGAAAAACGAGAGCCUGAAGGGCCAUCAGAAUCUUUACGGAUAGCGUUCAUGAAAGAACAGUGUGAAACCACGGUGCAAGAACUGAAGCAAGAACUUUCUGUUUCGAAAAGGCACGGUGAGGAAAUAUUGUUGAAAUUACAAGAUGUUCUUGAUGAAACUGAGAGUAGGAAGAAGUCUGAAGCUUCUUACUUGAAAAAGAUCGAAGAAUUGUCGUUCAAGAAUGUGGGAUUGGAAGCCGAGUUACAGUCCAUACAGGCUGAACUGGAAUGCGCUUUCUUAAACCUUGAAUGUUGCAAAGAAGAAAAAGAAAAAAUUGUUGCUUCGAUUCAAGAAUGUGAGGAGGAAAAAUUGAAAAUUGCAUUUGAACUUUCUUUGUUUCAAGAGCAUCUUUCCCGCAAAGAAGAGAAGGGUGUGGGCAUGGAUAGUUCAGCGAACGGAAAUGCAAGCACAGCACAAAUCUUUGAGUUGGAAGGGAUGAAAACCGAAAAUUCCAUUCUUUCGAUGACGAAUUCUGGCUCAAGUUUUCAAGAUUUACGGAGAAAACUUUUGCAGCUCCACAAGGCUAAUGAAGAGCUUGGAGGGAUGUACCCAAAUUUUAAGGAUUUCUCGGAAGAUGGAAACGCGUUAGAGAGGGUGCUUGCUUUGGAAAUCGAGCUUGCUGAAGCAUUGAUGACGAAGAAGAAUUCGAGCAUUCAAUUCCAAAGCUCUUUCCUUAAACAACACGGUGACGAAGAAGCAAUCUUUAAAAGCUUCAGAGACAUCAAUGAAGUGAUCAAAGACACAUUGGAAAUCAAGAGCAAGUAUGCAAAUAUGGACACCGAACUGAAGGAAAUGCACGAACGUUACUCUCAGUUAAGCCUGCAGUUUGCCGAGGUUGAAGGGGAAAGACAGAAACUUCUGAUGACCCUCAAGAAUUCAAGAUCACCCAGAAAUCUUGUUCGUUCCUCACCGGAACCCUAAACGAUUCCCAUUUGUAGAGUCAAAAUUAGUCGAACCAUAUUGUUAAAAGGAAGGGUCAGCAGAAUCUGUGAAUAGGUUUGGGGGUUAACUGCAGCAGCUUGAAUCUUGUUGUGAAGAGUUGAAGACUCAAAAGAGGCCAAGAUGCAAGUGUGCUUAGGUGGUGUAAAUGGUCUUAGUUACAAAGGGUAUGCAAAUGUUUUAGGUCUUUUGAGGUUAUUUUUCCCCUUUUGGCUUUACUCUUCAUGUUGUGAUUCAUAUUUAUAGUAAAGUUG
Molecule: messenger RNA, 5121 nt
Organism: Cynara cardunculus var. scolymus (artichoke)
Lineage: Eukaryota; Viridiplantae; Streptophyta; Magnoliopsida; Asterales; Asteraceae
Product: putative WEB family protein At1g65010, chloroplastic
Exons: 11
Coding region: 242-4849 (1535 amino acids)
Source: RefSeq, a predicted model, not a curated record